AUGGCCGAUAUCACAAGUCUCGACAACUCUCAUGUCACAAGCCAUGAUGACGACCAAUCGACACGACCAAUUGAGCCGCUCACUGUCGAAGACGAUCCCCAAGACUACGAACUGACAGGCCUCGGCUUGGUCACAGUCAUAUCGGGACUGGUGCUUGCCAUAUUUCUGGUAUCUCUGGACUCUGCAAUCGUCGCGACCGCCGUGCCGUAUGUGACUGCAGAGUUCAAGUCUGCUGGCGAUACAUCUUGGUAUGGAAGUGCAUAUACUCUUGCGACUUGCGCUCUCCAACCAAUUGCUGGCAAAUUGUACGCCAAAUUUNCCCGUCAAGGAAGAGCGAUCGCUGGAGCUGGAGCUGCUGGCUGCACCACUGGCGCCUUCACAAUUGUCGCCAUUUCAGUCCGCCUUCCUAGACGUACCACAUAUCUCAGCGCGCUGCAGUCGACCUUCGGUAUCGGCAUUAUGCUUGGACCACUUCUUGGAGGAGUCCUGACUCAACGCGUUACCUGGAGAUGGUGCUUCUAUAUCAAUCUCCCCAUCGGCGCCAUUACCGUUAUGUUUCUGGUCUUGUUCUUCCAUCCACCAAAGGCAGAUCGAACGAACACUGCUACUCAGACAAUGGCAAGUCUUGAUCUUGUCGGUCUCCUGCUAUUUGCACCAGCCACGAUUAUGAUGCUCCUCGCCCUCCAGUGGGGUGGUUUGGUGUAUGCUUGGGGAAGUGCCACUAUCAUCGGACUCUUUGUCGGUACCGCAAUCCUCACCGUCAUCUUCGCUCUUUGGCAAAUUCGCAAGGGUGAUGAUGCGAUGAUUCCACCAAAGCUGCUCACUCAGCGUGUCGUCUUCUCGGCUUGUUUGACCGAGCUAUUCGCUAUGGGGACCGUCUAUGUGGCUACAUACUACCUUCCUCAGUGGUUCCAGAUUGUCAAAGGUGUAUCUCCAAUCAGGUCCGGGGUCAUGUAUCUACCACUGUCGCUCUCCGAUGUCGCAUCUGCGUUGAUGGUGGGUAUACUUCUUCCUUACGUUGGCCUCACGAACCCUUUCAUUCUGGCUGGCACGAUCUUGCUGGCUGUCGGGUCUGGCUUGCUGUCUACACUCAGCACAUCUUCGGGCAGCCAAUACUGGAUAUCUUACCAAAUACUACCUGGCAUGGGUGCUGGUAUCUCGCUCUGGAUGCCAUAUGUAGCCAUUCAGACCGUUCUGAAACCCGAAGAUAUCCCUAUCGCCACUGCAUUGUUGCAAUUCUUCCAGUCGUUUGGAGCAGCAUUAUUCUUAGCUCUGGCGCAAGCGGUAUUCUCGAGUGUCUUCUAUGCUGCCCUCCAGUCCAAAGAUAUUGUCGGCUUGGAUCUGUCCGCUAUCAUCCAUGCAGCUCCUGCAGAUUUCCGAGCGCUUGUCCCGAAACAAAAUCUUGCGCAAGUAUUGAGCGCCUACAAUCAAGGCGUGACGAGCACAUUCUAUCUUGGAGCUGGCUUGGCUGCAGCUGCUUGUUUCUCAAGCUUUGGAAUACAGUGGAAGAGUUUCAAGCCAAAAAGCGACUGA
Molecule: messenger RNA, 1533 nt
Organism: Aureobasidium uvarum
Lineage: Eukaryota; Fungi; Ascomycota; Dothideomycetes; Dothideales; Saccotheciaceae
Source: the annotation of a GenBank genome assembly